This is a messenger RNA of Racocetra persica, 1002 nucleotides long. NCBI's taxonomy places the organism in Eukaryota, Fungi, Glomeromycota, Glomeromycetes, Diversisporales, Gigasporaceae. The record is from the annotation of a GenBank genome assembly.
AAUGAAAAUCCUUGGCUAUAUACUGAACUUGAUGAAAAGCAAUAUGAAGUGUUAUUUCAUCUAUCUUCAGGUAUGAAUAGUGAAAUUAAUGUGGAACUUACUAAUUAUCUUUCUUCUAUUUUAGAUAAACUUUGCAUUGAGAAAAAUCAAGACACGAAUACAAUCGACGAAUUGGUUCAUCAUCAAAGCCAAAUAGGAUAUAUGAAAAAAUGUCCGGUUUGUCAAACUUCUAAUAUCAACAAUAAGAAACGAGUUUGCCCUAAUUGCUAUAGCAAAUUACCAAUGAUUUCUGAGAUAAUCGACGAACAACAUAAGACUAUAAAUGCCGCCGAAAAAUCACUUACCAUUUCUUUAUGCAUAUUUAAACAACGAUUAGUUCCAGAAAGCCAUGAUGCAAUACUUGAAGAAAUUAACAAAUCAUUAAAAUCAUUAAUUCCUCCAAUACCUUUACAACGACACUGGGAAAUUGCAGCACGUAAUUGUACUAAAUUUGCGAAAUUGCGUACUAAUAUUUUUAAAAUCAUAGGAUAUUCCGAGAGUGAAACCAAUGGGCCUCGUGCACGUCCUAGUUUUACCACUGAAUCAUGUCGAUUUCGGGUUCAGAUAAGAAAAGCCCAAUUUGUAAAUCCAAAUGCCGAUAAUUGUGCUUUUCAAAAUCUAAGUGAGGAAUUAACAUUAAGUGACGAAAUGAUAAGAUUUAGUGAAAUCACAUGUAUAAAGAGAAUUGAAUUUAUUAGAGCAAAAUUAAUUAACAAAAUACCAUUAGGCAUUUGGCGUCCAAUUCCCAUAACAUGCGACGAGGCAGAGCUUCAGAAAACUGAAAACUCUUUAACAAAAUCACAAAUUUUAUCUAUUAUUAAUACUUUAGCUCCUUUUUUAGGCGAUUCAGAUCGAUUGUGCUUUCGUGGUUUAUCGAAUAAGUCCCGUGAAGAUUUAGUGAAUAUUCUUCAAGAAAUCAGAAAUAUAUUAGCUGAAAAUAACAUUAAUACUAAUGAAGUAUAA